AUGGCUAUUGAUUUAUAUAAGCAAGGCAGAAUAGUUAGAAGAUCCGUAGUUAGACAAUCUAAAACAACCAAUGUCUAUCACAAGCUUUUAAUUAAACUUUACAAAUUCUUAUCAAGAAGAACUGAUUCUAAAUUCAACAAAACUAUUUUAAAGAGAUUAAGUACCUCCAAAUUAAACAGAUUCCCUCUUUCUUUGAGCAGAAUUGUUAGAAAUGCUUCUGAUUUAAAUAAAAUUAUUGUUUCUACUGCUACUGUUACUAAUGACGAAAGACUCUUAGAAGUUCCUAAAAUGACUGUAUGUGCUUUUAAGUUUACUGAAACUGCCAGAAAGAGAAUUCUUGCUGCUGGUGGAAAUGUUCUCACCUUCGACCAACUUGCCCUUAAAGCACCCACUGGUACUAACUGCCAUCUUUUGAGAGGUCCUAAGGAAAGAGAAGCUUACAGACAUUUUGGAAAGGCUCCAGGUCAAAAGGGUUCUCAUUCAGCUCCUUAUGUUAGAUCUGAAGGUAGAAAAUUCGAAAGAGCUUGCGGUCUUAAAUGA
This is a messenger RNA of Tetrahymena thermophila SB210, 540 nucleotides long. Its product is annotated as 60S ribosomal protein L18. Gene Ontology annotation, molecular function: structural constituent of ribosome; RNA binding. The transcript has 4 exons. The record is from RefSeq and is a predicted model, not a curated record. Gene Ontology annotation, cellular component: cytosolic large ribosomal subunit; ribosome. The coding region runs from base 1 to 540 and encodes 179 amino acids. Lineage: Eukaryota; Ciliophora; Oligohymenophorea; Hymenostomatida; Tetrahymenidae. Gene Ontology annotation, biological process: translation.